AUGGGAAUCUCCGACUCACAGUCACCUACAAACAAUUUAAGCACAGCAAUACCCGACAACCGUCCCAUCAUUGUGUCGGGUCCCUCUGGCGUGGGCAAGAGUACACUGAACCAAAGGCUGAAGGAUAAUCACCCGGCCAUCUUCUCCUCGGCUGUCUCGCACACAACACGUAAGCCGCGACCUGGCGAGUCUGAGGGAGUAGCCUACUUCUUUCGCUCCCCGCCCGAGUUUCAAGCUAUGAUCAUGCAAAAUCAGUUCAUCGAACACACUUAUUUCAGCGACAACUACUAUGGCACAAGCAAGCAAGCCAUGACCACGUUGAUGAAUGAGGGGCUGACCCCCAUCUUGGAUAUUGAGAUGCAAGGCGUCUUCCUCAAGCCUCUAAGUCUCGAAAUACUCGAAAUGAGACUUCGAGCUCGCGGAACAGAAGAUGAGGCGAGCAUCUCGAAGCGUUUGGCGCAAGCCCAGCUCGAGCUUGAGUUUGCAGAGACUGGAGUUCACGAUAUCAUUAUUGUCAAUGAUGAUCUUGAAAGGGCAUAUAAGGAACUCGAGGAAGUCUAUUAG
This is a messenger RNA of Fusarium redolens, 564 nucleotides long. Its product is annotated as guanylate kinase. Gene Ontology annotation, cellular component: cytosol. Gene Ontology annotation, molecular function: GMP kinase activity. The transcript is spliced from 4 exons. Gene Ontology annotation, biological process: purine nucleotide metabolic process. The record is from RefSeq and is a predicted model, not a curated record. The coding region runs from base 1 to 564 and encodes 187 amino acids. Lineage: Eukaryota; Fungi; Ascomycota; Sordariomycetes; Hypocreales; Nectriaceae.